UCUCUAAAAAAAAAAAAAAACAAUCAGUGUGGUACAUAAGCCUAGUUUAAAAUCAGCUUGAAGAAACAGCGCAAAAGAACCAUGAAACAUUGAUUACACGUGUAUUGUGUGUACAGAAACAGAGGUAUUGUGACUCCGUGAUAUUGGAUGAGACUGGUUAUCGCAACACUAAAUACCAUACCCUUUUAUAACCUCUUUGGUUUUUUUUUAUUUUUAUUAAUCAACACACUAGCUAACGGUAACUUUUGAACAGUCCAACGGUUAUAUGAGCAAACGAUUUUCACAGCCGUUGGAUGGGCUAUCGAUCAAACGGUCCUAAUUUAAAAAGGAAAAGACCGUUGGAAUGAAGCGUCGUUUCCUCAGCAUAAAAAAAGGGGUGUAUUGUCAGUCCCCAAUGCCUAUGCGCACUGUCUGUUUCUGAUGCAGAGAGAAACAGAGAAUUAGAGAGAGAGAAAGAAGAGAUUAAACCGGUGGUGGCGACUACAGACGACGACUACUACUCAGAAGAGUGAAAGUCGAUUGGGCUAAUAAUCAGGACGUUCCUGUCAUCUUUUUUUUUAGGGGAUUUGGAGGACGAGAUUAAUCAAGCUUCUUCUGAAAUGGGUUCAAGACCAGCCCUUGUUCAACACCAAAAUAGAGGAGAGGCAGUUGCUGGGGAUAUUAUUGUUAAGCAGAAGAAGAAUAUGGCAGCAGCAGCAGGAGGAGGAGGAGGCCAAGGGAGAAACCGUCGUGCACUUGGUGAUAUUGGGAAUUUGGUCACUGUUCGAGGAGGAGGAGGAGUUGUUGAUGCGAAGCCCUCUCACAUCUCUCGUCCCGUUACAAGGAGUUUUUGUGCACAAUUACUCGCUAAUGCACAAGCAGCAGCUGAAAACAACAAGAAACCAGUGGACAAAGCCGCCAUUGGUGUUGAUGGAGCCAUAGCCAUAGCCAGCAAAAGAGCAGUAGUUGUUGCACAGAAGAAGGCUGCAGCUCACAAAAAAGUAGUUACUGUCAAACCCAAGCCUGAGAAUGUGAUUGAGAUAAGUCCUGAUACUAGUGAACAACAAGAAGAAGAUGUCAAGAAGGAGAAGAAGCCUCCUCUCAACCCUAAAAAGGCAAGUGAAGAUGGGUCAUCCAGAAAGAAAACCCAAACUCUAACUUCAAUCCUCACUGCUCGAAGCAAGGCUGCUUGUGGCCUGACUGAUAAACCAAGGGAGGAGCAGAUACUGGAUAUUGAUGCUGUGGAUGUCAAUAAUGAGUUAGCUGUUGUUGAAUACGUUGAAGAUAUAUACAAGUUCUACAAGCUAGUUGAGAACGAGAGCCGAGUUCAUGAUUAUAUGGAUUCGCAGCCUGAGAUCAAUGAGAGGAUGAGAGCAAUUCUAGUGGAUUGGUUGAUUGAAGUUCACAACAAAUUUGAGCUUAUGCCAGAGACUCUUUACCUCACCAUCAACAUUGUUGAUCGCUACCUUUCCAUCAACACUGUGUCAAGGAGGGAGCUACAGUUAGUGGGCAUGGGCGCAAUGCUUAUGGCUUCCAAAUAUGAAGAAAUAUGGGCCCCGGAGGUGAAUGAUUUCGUAUGCAUUUCAGACAGAGCUUAUAGUCAUGAGCAGGUGUUGAUCAUGGAGAAAAGAAUAUUGGGCGGGUUGGAAUGGAACUUAACAGUUCCUACUCCUUAUGUGUUCCUCGUUCGCUUUAUCAAAGCUUCUGAUCCUGAUCAGAAUAUGGAGAAUAUGGUGUAUUUUCUGGCGGAGCUGGGUAUGAUGAAUUAUACCACCAUAAUUUACUGUCCAUCAAUGAUUGCUGCCUCAGCAGUCUAUGCUGCCCGCUGUACCCUAAACAAGACCCCUCUUUGGAAUGAGACCCUUAAACGUCAUACCGGUUUCUCAGAGCCACAGCUCAGGGAUUGCGCUAAACUACUGGUUAGUUUACACUUGAUGGCAUCUGAAAACAAACUAAAGGUUAUCCACAGAAAAUACUCUAAUCCUCAGCGAGGUGCGGUUGCUCUGCUCCCACCAGCCAAAACACUCCUGUCUACCUAAAUGAAUGUUAUUUGGCAGCAGCAAAGGCAAUACCAUUUGAUUUUAUCUGAGUAAUAUUGUCUUGUCAUCUGGGUACUAGUGGGUGGUGAUAGAGACACAGAGAGAGAGAGAGAGAAAUCAUUGGUUGAGAUGAUCCUUAGUGUGUAGGUUGUGUGUCUCUCUUGUGCAGUUUGGAACUAACUUGGAAGUUUAAUAUUUGCGACAAAAUAGGCAUUCAAUUCAUUUUUUCAUUCAAAAUGUACCCAAAUUAUCGAUUGGGUAAUCCAUUUCCAUUCAAAAUGUAUUAUGUUUGUCUCACGUUAUGAUAGACGAAAGUGUGCUUGAUUUUUA
Molecule: messenger RNA, 2348 nt
Organism: Cornus florida
Lineage: Eukaryota; Viridiplantae; Streptophyta; Magnoliopsida; Cornales; Cornaceae
Product: G2/mitotic-specific cyclin S13-7-like
Exons: 9
Coding region: 600-2018 (472 amino acids)
Biological process (GO): regulation of cyclin-dependent protein serine/threonine kinase activity; mitotic cell cycle phase transition
Cellular component (GO): centrosome; cyclin-dependent protein kinase holoenzyme complex; cytoplasm
Molecular function (GO): cyclin-dependent protein serine/threonine kinase regulator activity
Source: RefSeq, a predicted model, not a curated record